GCACUGGCAGGCGGAUUCUUAACCACUGUGCCACCAGGGAAACCCUCCAGUUGACUUUAUUGAGGGAAAGUUCCUUAAAGUAUAUAUUGAUGUGUCAAAGGGUAUACAAAUUUACAUAUUCUGUUUUGAUAUAUAUCCUGAAGUUAUCUUUCCCCAAAGCUGUAUUAAUUUAAACUGUCAUCAGUAAUGUGAGCCUAUUAAACUAAAAAUAUUUUUUUACGUUAGAAGAACUUUUAAAAUUAAAAAUGCUAAGGAUCACCCUAAAUGGUAUACUAUGUUUUAUUGACCCAAGAUCAUUUUUUGUUCAUGUUUUAAUAUCUGGGUCAGGAUGCAGCUUACAAUGGAUGGUUUCUUGAACUUAGUGAAAAAUUGUACCACUGCUUCUUUAUCCCAGGAUGGCGGCAGGGCGGUUUCAAACUAUUACUCUUCCAGUCCUGAGAUUAAGUUAGACCUGCCCCCAGAAGGCACACUUUCUGCCUUGAAAAUACAAAAUACUGAGACAAAGAAUUGCUAAGAACCUGACUCCCUGCUUGAGCCUGGGGGAAGUAAUAGAGAACAAAACACAAUGUUUCCCCAAAUCUGUUGUCAAAAUCCCUUGCCCUGGCUUUCUCACAGGGGUGAGUGGUAAUAGGUAAACCUGCUAAAAUACUCUAGGCUGUGCCAAUGUAGCAUCGUGUAGAAACCAAAUUGUAAUGGUUUCCUUCCUUUUAAAGUUUUAUAACAAGCUGGAAGCAAUCUAGUACUUGACCUGUGACUCGUAGGAUGCUGUGAUCUCAUAACGGCUAUGAGUAUAUGAAGAAUAAAAGUGAUUUGUCAGAAGGUGAGUUAAUCUCACCCUUCCUGUUAUUGGUGAUUUCAAAAUGAGUUAUGUCAUCCGUGUAAUAAUGUCAGAUCGCCUUUCAUUUACUUACUGUCAUGAGCAAAGUUAGGGGAAGAACAAAAUAGGGUUUCCCGAGAGCUGGAAUCUAAAUUAUUCUAUUCUGUUGAGUUCUUUUUAAAGAAUAGUGAACAUAUUUUUUCUGCUUCACAAAAACAAUACCUAGUCUUGGUAGAAAAAUUAUAAAAAUGCAGGUAAGAAAAAAAAAACACCCUUUAAUUCUCACCCUCACGGUGGUUACUGUCAGGCAUGGUACCAACCCAUGUCUGGGAGUGGGGAGGCUUUUCAAAAAUUUUUGGUUAUUGUAAUGCCUGAGGUUUCUGUUGGUGUUUAGUGCCCUGGGGGCCAGGGAGGCUAAUGUCCUAAAGUGCCUGGGGCAGUACCCAACCAUGAAGAAUUGCUUUGCCAGCUGCCAACAGCACCACCGUUGAGGAACUCUGGGUGAACCACUGUUUACCCCUUGGAGUAAACCAUUCUAGAGUUUCUUAAGUGGUUGUAUGUUACUUAUCUUUUUUUUUUUUUUAAAUGUAGUCACUUGUAAACCACUCCUUGUUUACUGCUGUGACCAUCUGUGCUGGACAUCUUCCAUUUGUCACUUGGAUGCACUCUCCACCCGGCUCUCCACCCUGCAGGCUGACUUGCACGGAUCGUGUCCAGGGUCCCCUCUGAUGUCCCACUGGAUUCCGAUGUCCUCCCGGCACCCGCAGGAGGCUGUUCUGGGACUGCUGGUAUGGACACUGAUCGCUGGAACUGAGUACUUCCGGGUCCCUGCGUUUGGCUGGGUCAUGUUUGUAGCUGUGUUUUACUGGGUCCUCACUGUCUUCUUCCUCAUCAUCUACAUAACGAUGACCUACACCAGGAUUCCCCAGGUGCCUUGGACCACGGUGGGUCUGUGCUUUAAUGGCAGUGCCUUCGUCUUAUACCUCUCAGCCGCUAUUGUGGAUGCGUCUUCUGUCUCCCCGGAGAGGGACAGUCACAACUUCAACAGCUGGGCAGCCUCGUCGUUCUUCGCCUUCCUGGUCACCAUCUGCUAUGCUGGAAACACAUAUUUCAGUUUUAUAGCUUGGAGAUCCAGGACCAUACAGUGAUUCGCCAUUUUGAGAAUUAAAAGGGAAAAAAAAAAAGGAAGAAUCUCCCUGUAAAAACAGCUGUAGGUAUAAUGUAUAUUUCCAGAGAAUUGUAUUUAACUAAUGUUUUUAUAUACUUAGUUAAAUUUGCUCACAGUGGUUUGUUAUAAUUAAACUGGAUACUUAUUUGCAAAGUGCUGUAGCUUAUAAUGAAUCUUAAAGAUCUUGUUGAUGUCUUCAUAGACCUUAUUUUCUUAGGCAAUGUAUUAGAAAUAGAUAAAUUGCUAAUAUUAAGAAUGCAUCAAGUUUGUAAACCUAACUUUUAAAAAUGCCAGAUUCUUUUUUCAUUAAAUGUUUCGCAAUCC
Messenger RNA from Delphinapterus leucas (beluga whale), 2309 nucleotides. NCBI's taxonomy places the organism in Eukaryota, Metazoa, Chordata, Mammalia, Artiodactyla, Monodontidae. The record is from RefSeq and is a predicted model, not a curated record.